UUUUUUUCUGUGUCUACUGGCUCUACGAUUCUGACGUACACCGCCCGAGAUUUAAAAGUCUCAAUGCGAGUAGGCGAGCAAAAAAGGAGCGCUAAAAGUGCUUAAUAGCGCGAAAUGUUUUGGAAUCGUAAUCGUAUAUUUAGUUGUGCAGAGCUAUUCGAACUUGGAAAUACCGUUAUGUCGUUUCUCGAAUUGUUGAACCGCAGUGUGCGACGCUUUUUUUUUUCACGGCGAUGAGAAAGCGGUUUCAAUCGCGAAUCGGUAUCAAAAACACAUCGUGGUACCUUAUUCUGAUUCGGAGUGAAUCAUAAAAACGCGGCUAUGAGAGCGAUUAGUCGUGCAGAAAGGUAAAGUCAAUUAGUGACUCGAUAACCAUCGGUUUUAAUCACUUUGCGUGCUGAAUAAUGAAGCAUUUGGUGGCGCUGUGUUUGAAAAUUUUGAUCUCUUUGGAAUUGGCGAACUGUUUAAAAAUCGAUCCUCGGCUUGAACGGAUAGAUCGGUUUCUCGAGCAAGUCUACAAAAUGCGGAGUCUUCGAGGUCUGGAGUCUCCUCUGCAAGAAAAUGUAAACCCCUUCAAUGAUGGUGAUGUCGCUAAAAUGAAUGAAAUCGAUUCGUCUAAAUACGACAAUGAAUGGACGCAGAAUUUGGAGUCUAAUUAUGGCGUUGAAAGCAAGUACGAAGAAUUGGAACUAGAAAUCGAUAGUGAAGAAAAAUCCAACAAAGCGACUGAAAAGAUUCGCAAGCAGCCAUUGAAAUUCAAACCUAAAUCCAAAUUGAAAGACGACGACGACGAAGAGGAGAGCGACGACAACGACGAGAAGCAGCCCGAGAUGGUACCGAUUCCUCAUCCGAUUCCCGUAGUAGUACCGAAACUCAUCCCUAUGCCGAUAAUCAUUCAGCAUACAUUUCCCUUUCCUAUGUUUCCGUUUCCGAUAUCUCUGCCUAACAUUCAAAUGGAUGGUUUAAUGAAUACAAAUACCAACGAUCAGCAUACCGGAAACGCACAUGAAACGCGCAGGUUUAUGCCGAAUGCUCAUCAUAGACAACCAUAUGUAGGCUUUUAAGACAUAAAUUUAUUUGUGGAUUAUAUUGACAUAAUUAUGCUAGUUUUACGAUUAACGUAAUAUAGUCUCAAUAAAAAUAACUGAAAUCA
Messenger RNA from Nasonia vitripennis (jewel wasp), 1153 nucleotides. RefSeq lists its product as uncharacterized. The transcript is spliced from 3 exons. The record is from RefSeq and is a predicted model, not a curated record. The coding region runs from base 405 to 1064 and encodes 219 amino acids. NCBI's taxonomy places the organism in Eukaryota, Metazoa, Arthropoda, Insecta, Hymenoptera, Pteromalidae.